AAGAGAGUUUGUACGGCCGUCUCCUAUUGGUGAAGUCUGUGUGUAUCUCUUUCUCCCCCUUCCCCUUGUCCCGAAGACGCCGCCGUUGCCAAAUCCCAAAUCCGCCGCGGAGCGAAAGGGUGGGAGAUCGGAGGAGAAGAAGGAAGAUGGUGAAGGUGGCGACCUACUUCGCCAUGACCUUCGGCGCGUUCCUCUUCUGGCAGUCCAUGGACAGGGUCCACGUCUGGAUCGCCCUCCACCAGGACGAGAAGAAAGAGAGGAUGGAAAGGGAACAGGAGAUAAAGAGAAUGCAAGCUGAGCUAAUGGCCCAAGCAAAGGAGAGUGAAUCAUGAUUAUCAUUUGGCAAUGGUUUUAGUAGUUGCUUUGUCAAAUUUCUUCCUUGGAAUGUACUUUCCAAGUGAUAAUGCUUGGCUGAUGUAUUCUCCACAGCUCCAAUAAACAAGAGAUCUUAUAACUUUUUGUCAAAUGCAAGCGGCUAAGCUCAUGAUGAGUUAUUUGCAGUUUGUAUUAUACAAAAGAGCAAAACAUGCAGCUCCAUUUCCAUGGUUUGGCGUGAUGUUUAGUAUCGAUUUCAUAGAUGUUUCAGCUGGUCAGUCUUUUUGGUGAAACAAAUGUCUAAUGUUUAGAACAA
This is a messenger RNA of Oryza sativa Japonica Group (Japanese rice), 631 nucleotides long. Lineage: Eukaryota; Viridiplantae; Streptophyta; Magnoliopsida; Poales; Poaceae. The record is from RefSeq and is a predicted model, not a curated record.